CGAGCGCUGCAGCAUUUGAAGCCAACAUCUGUUGAUCGAUAUCCCCCACUACUUUUCUCAAAAUGGUUCACGAACGCCUCCGUCUGGCGUCGCUGUUUGUUUUAGCUUCAUUGCUCCCUGCACUUGCACACCAUGGAUCAGGCAGUCAUGGACAGAUCCCUCUCAAGCCCAUUGAAUCUAUCGGGGAGACUUGGCUCUCCAAGUACGGGCAACAGAUAGACCAACCGUUCUCUGGCCCUCUCGCGUUCUCUCACCUUACGUAUUCUCGGUGUUUGGAGGAUGAAUCGGCCCAGUUCGACGUAGCAAUCCUCGGGAUGCCCUUCGACACGGGAACCUCAUAUAGGCCUGGUGCGAGAUUUGGUCCUUAUGCUAUCCGCUCGGGUAGUAGAAGGCAAAGAGGAAGCCGAGGAUACACUCUGGCCUGGGGCAACAACCCAUAUGAACAAGGCUCCAAAAUCCUGGACUGCGGUGAUGUACCCAUUAUCCCAUUUGAUAAUUCCUUGGCCCUCGAUCAGAUGGAAGUUGCCUACUCCACGCUGCUGAACCGUCCUCUUGCAUCGAACGAGACGUCCUGGGCUGACACAAGCGCGGCAUUGGCUAAGGACGGCGUGGAGCAUCCCCGAGUCAUAAGUCUGGGAGGAGACCAUACAAUUGUCUUGCCGAUUCUACGCUCGCUUCACAAGGUCUACGGCCCCAUCUCUGUCAUUCAUUUCGACGCACAUCUGGAUACGUGGGCUGGAUAUCCUGGAACGGUCACCGAGCAGUCCCGUAUCACUCAUGGAACCUUUUUCUACAUUGCUAACGAAGAGGGUCUCAUCUCCAAUACUAGUGUACACGCUGGCAUCAGAUGCAAACUUGCGGGAUUGGGGGACGUUCAAAAUGACGAAUCUGUUGGGUUCCAGAUAAUAUCUGGGGAAGACAUAGACGACUUAGGUGUUACUGCUAUCAUUGAUACGAUCCGGAAAAGAGUGGGAAACUCUCCCGUGUAUUUGAGUCUUGAUAUAGAUGUGAUCGACCCUGGAUUGGCACCAGCAACUGGAACACCCGAAGCUGGGGGCUGGACCACAAGGGAAGUUAAACGCAUCAUUCGUGGUUUAGCUGGUUUGAACUUUGUGGGCGCCGAUAUCGUGGAAGUUGCACCUGCGUAUGACCAUGCCGAGGUCACAGGGAUUGCUGCAGCUGAUAUCGUCCACGAUUUCUUAUCUAUGUUCCUAACACAAGAGUCGCCGGCCCCCAGGAGAUCUCCGGUGAAGGACGAACUGUAAUCCUCGCAUCAACUCUUCUCAGAUAUGCCGCGCUGAGAGUAUCGACAUGACAUCUAUCACAUGGAGCACAUCUAUUUGUAGACAAUAUAACAACUUGGGGAACGUGGAUCAUAAACUUCAUUAUCUUCAAUCUGCCUACCUUAAUGCUGCGUGCCACCAUGAAAGAUCUGUCCUUGCUAUAUCUCUUUUUCUUAGCGUGCCAUGCAUCUGCUCACC
Coniophora puteana RWD-64-598 SS2 is the source of this 1481-nucleotide messenger RNA. RefSeq names its product arginase deacetylase. Gene Ontology annotation, molecular function: agmatinase activity; metal ion binding. The transcript is spliced from 9 exons. NCBI's taxonomy places the organism in Eukaryota, Fungi, Basidiomycota, Agaricomycetes, Boletales, Coniophoraceae. The coding region runs from base 63 to 1265 and encodes 400 amino acids. The record is from RefSeq and is a predicted model, not a curated record.